AUGAGUACCGCGGCCGACAAACCAUCGACCACAAAAACUCCGGCUGAUUUUCUCAAAUCAAUACGCGGACGACCUGUUGUAGUGAAAUUGAACUCAGGAGUUGAUUAUAGAGGUAUUCUUGCAUGUCUUGAUGGGUACAUGAAUAUCGCAAUGGAACAAACAGAGGAGUAUGUGAAUGGCCAGUUGAAGAACAAAUACGGUGAUGCCUUCAUCAGGGGGAAUAAUGUGCUCUAUAUCAGCACAUCAAAGGGAACACUAGCAGAAGGGGCUUAA
Striga hermonthica is the source of this 273-nucleotide messenger RNA. NCBI's taxonomy places the organism in Eukaryota, Viridiplantae, Streptophyta, Magnoliopsida, Lamiales, Orobanchaceae. The record is from the annotation of a GenBank genome assembly.